UGGGAUUAGCUGUAGCCGCAGGUAAUAGCCAAACAUUGGGAGAGACUCGGGUUUUUAACCAGCGACGAGGCGAAUGAGCGGGCGCGCGUGUCCCGGUCGCGGCUCCGGACUCCGGGCUUUAGGUUGGGAAAGUCGGUCGUUUUGGAGUUUUAAACAACAACUCACCUGGAAGUCUGCGAGGUUUCAACCUCCGUCUCGUUUUCUCUCGGUUUGAAGCGCGAGCAGGAGUCUGAGACUUCCGCGGUUCGUUCGCUGGGAGACGAGCACAGCUGUUCCCUCUUUAUGCGGUCCCAGGUCCUUUGAGCCAUGCCUGGCCACAACAGGGGAGCUCCCCAGGCACCCAGCCACCACCAUCCCCACACCUCAGGGUCCAGGACUGACAAGUACAGGCAAACCCGGCCCGCAUACCGGGACGGGGCUGCUAAGCACGACUUCUACAGGGAUCAUCAUGGAGAUCAUCAGCACAACGAGCGCCCCCGGUAUGCAGAGAACAAGUACGGUCACGGCAGAGGACACCCACGGAACGGCACGGCCCGGAGCUCAGAGACUAUAGGAUUUAUUCCAGGGUCAGCAGACAGCGUGCCCACCAGCAGGCCCACCUGUGGCUCCUGCGCUUCAAGGGGCUGGAAUAGCUGCAAGGCUCUCCUCUGUUGUUUGCUGACCUGUGGCUUUUACGGCAGCCGGGAGCCCUGUCUGCCUGUUAAUGAAAGCUCCACCGACCACCCACAUAAAAUGGGCAGUGAGCCUCCCAAUGGCAUGGCCUUGAGCAACCCAACACGUGACAUCACCUUGGAACCCAAAAAACACUCCAAUUUACCUGCAAAUGAAAGCUUCCGAUACCAAGAUGUUCGCUUCAGGGGGGAGAUCGUAAGUUACCCGGUGAACGCCCCCAAACGGACCCGUGCACCUGCUAAGGGGGAGAGCCAGCGACCAGUCAGCAACACCAGCCUGCUGUCCAACGACUACUACGAUCUGGACGACCCGUGCGACAGCACGGAUGUGGACUCUCUCAUCACCAAGAAGCUGCUGGAGCUCUACGCAUUGCAUCAGAUCGAAGAGCUUGCCAAGUGCACAUCCGACCAGUCCUUCUCCCGCAAAACCAACGAGAUCAGCGAGCUCAUCUACAGCAUCGCCCAGAACUACAACCUGGAGGAGCAGGAGGCCGAGUGCAAGCUGGUGCACGGGGUCAUCCGCAUCAGCACGAGGAAGACGAAGAAAAACCCCAGCCACAAACAAGCGGCGCAGCGUCCCAACGGCAGGAACGACGGGACGCUCCCCGACAGCGGCACCGAGACCAUGACCUUCAUGAGCAGCGACUAUCCGGAGGUGAAAGUGUCUGAGCGGACGCCGUCGGAUGAGCUGGCCAGGAAGAUGAGACCUUACAGUGGGAGAACGUAUUCCUCCAGCACCGCCACGGUCUCCUCGCCGUACCAUCACGACACAGGAAGUCACUCGUCAGGAGCUCCUCUGCUCAUCUGAAGAGACUUGAUGUGCUUUUACUGCAGAAGGGUGUCACCCGACUGCUGUUGCUACUGCCAUGGAUGCUGUUACUGAGCAGAGCACCGUUCUCUAGAUGGUUACAGUUCUCCAGUGAGAGGAGAAGACACUUUUUGCUAUGAAUUGUCCCCCUGAACAAAGGUGUGUACGUUGUUUUUUGAUGUUUAGGUAAACCUGUGAUCAGUGUUCUAAAGAUUUAGACUUCUCUGAAAACGUCAGUCAGCCGUCAGAAAGCCACAGGAUCAAACCCCGUGGUAGGUCAUAACCGUCCUCCUUCCUGUUUUAGUUUUACAAGCGUUGUGUUGUCUGAGCUGAUCUGUUACCGUUUCUUUAACCUGAGAUGUUUUUUUUUUUUUUUUUUUUUUUUUUUUUUUUUUGCUGCUGCUGCUGAUGUUUAAGCAGCAGAACUGUGCUGAAGCCAUAACUGUUCUUGAAAUGAUGUUGCAUUGUGCCGUUUGGUGUCUUUUUUUAUAUUACCCAAAAAGUUGUAUUUUAAAAAAAUAAACUAAAUUCUUGUGUUUUUUAUUGCA
Molecule: messenger RNA, 2027 nt
Organism: Nothobranchius furzeri (turquoise killifish)
Lineage: Eukaryota; Metazoa; Chordata; Actinopteri; Cyprinodontiformes; Nothobranchiidae
Gene: kdf1a
Product: keratinocyte differentiation factor 1a
Biological process (GO): keratinocyte development; regulation of epidermal cell division
Cellular component (GO): cell junction
Source: RefSeq, a predicted model, not a curated record